Messenger RNA from Branchiostoma floridae (Florida lancelet), 3183 nucleotides. Its product is annotated as cytidine monophosphate-N-acetylneuraminic acid hydroxylase-like. The record is from RefSeq and is a predicted model, not a curated record. The transcript has 17 exons. The coding region runs from base 229 to 2133 and encodes 634 amino acids. NCBI's taxonomy places the organism in Eukaryota, Metazoa, Chordata, Leptocardii, Amphioxiformes, Branchiostomatidae. Gene Ontology annotation, molecular function: 2 iron, 2 sulfur cluster binding.
UCAGUCAAGACUUUGGAAGCAGCAUAUCUGGAAACUCGAUUCUCGGACCUCCCCUGGCUAGGUUGGUUCGAGACUUUGGCUUGGAAAUCCGACAGAUUCUGACACUGCUUUCAUUCACUGGAUUCAGGACAUUCGCCUUGAAAAAGGCCAUCCCAGGUUUUCCAGUCUUUGCCGGAUCACGAGUCCAAAGUUACGGCUUCCAGUGCCCUGUCCGUUUCAUCGAGAACGAUGGAACAGAAAAGCGUGGAAGUCCUGCGACUGACAUCUAGUGAAACGGCCGCCCUGAAACCGGGAGUCAACCUGAUCUGUAGGGAAGCUGACAACUUUGUCAUAUACAAGGAUCCAAAGAACCCAAAGGACGAUCCGUACAAGGCCUGCCGCAACAUCUGUAAGCACCAGGGCGGCAACUUCGUGAGAGAUGUUGAAGACCCUUCGUGCAGCGUCCUGCGAUGCACCAAGCACGGCUGGAAACUGGACUGCUCCACCAUGAAGUACGUCAACCCCCCGGAAAGCUUCAGCCAGGAUAAGUUAGUUCCGGAGCUGGAUGAGGACGGCUCGCUGGCCCUGGUGGAACUGAUCCCGCCUGAGCCGUGGAAGGUCGACGCGAGACCCCCGCAGGACAUAAAACCCGGAGAAGUGCAGCUGACGUUUUUCGCGCAUGCGUGUAUGGAGUUGAAGCUGGGAGACAAGACCAUGUUCUUCGACCCAUGGCUGACCGGACCCGCCUUCGCCAGGGGUUGGUGGCUGAUCCACGAGCCGCCCGCUGAUUGGCUGGACAGGCUGUCACGUGCAGACCUCAUUUUCAUAUCAAACGUCAAUUCUCGUAACCCGAACUAUCCAACUCUGACGCUGCUUGCAGAUAAGAACCCGAACAUUCCGAUCUACGUGGGUGACACGGCCAUGCCGGUCUUCUGCAAACUGCAGCAGAGCGGCGUCACACUGAACCGCAUCAACGUCUGCAGUUUCGGCGUGUGGCAAGAGAUCAAUGCAGAUCUUCGCUUCAUGAUCCUGAUGGACGGUGUGCACCCUGACAUGGACACCUGCAUCUUGGUGGACUACAAGGGCCAUCUGAUCUUGAACACCGUGGACUGCACUCAGCCCAACGGCAUGCGGCUGCCCAGGAACGUGGACAUCAUGAUGAGUGACUUCGCGGGGGGUGCAUCCGGGUUCCCCAUGGCGUUCUCUGGAGGACGAUACACAAAGGAAUGGAAAGAAAGGUUCAUCGCCACCGAGCGGAAAAAGCUGCUUUACUACAAGACACAAGUGGUUCGUGACGUCAAUCCCAAAGUCUACUGUCCGUUCGCAGGGUACUUCGUGGAAGCGCAUCCAGCAGACACGUAUAUCCGUGAGACUAACUUUAAGAACAGCGCGGAGAAGCUAAACACCCUCAUCAACAGGUACUCAGACCACAUCAUCACGUGGACACCGCACCCUGGGGCCACUCUGGACCUGGCACGGAUUCUGGAUGACACGGGGGACCGCAGGCUUGCAAUAGUGGAUCCUCCUCCCGGAACUAAGAUCUACAAAGACAGCUGGGAUUUCGGCCCGUACAUCGACAGGAUCAACAACUGCAUCGGGAGCGAGAUUUUCGCCUACCCUGACUGGAUCCCGGUCUACUACAGGUGGGCGGGGUUCAGGGACUACAACCUGGUCCUGCGGAUGAUAGAGACAGAUGAUGAUUUCCAGUCUAUCGAGGGCGGGUACGACUUCCUGGUGGAUUUCUUGGACCUGAGCUUCCCCCGACAGCGACCAGCCAGGGAGCAUGCGUACUUGGAGAUCAAGAACCGGAUUGGAGUCCAUCGUCAGACGGUUCUGAAGGGUCUGUUUUGGGACGACCUGUACAUCGGCUUUAACAACAGGAUAUCACGGAACCCGGACACGUUUCAUUACAAGUUCUGGAACCACAUGCAGAUCCUCCUGCCCCAACAGCCGCCGGACUGGGCAAGUUUCCUGAGGGAGCAGCGAAAGAUGCACGACGGGCAACCAGCGCGGGCAGUCUGGAAACCGUCAAGGAACAACAACUUCAUCUUGUUCCGUCUGCUGCAGACACUGGUCCCGGCCAGGGCCCUGCUUGUUCCCGGGCUCGUGGUGUUCCUGGCGACCGUCUACUUUUUCACCUCGUCAAAGAAGUAAAAUAGCAAAACAGCCGUCGAUAUCACAGAGGCGUCACCAAAAGGGAGCUACGUAGUUAUCAGUCGAGUUAGAUAUGGAGAGGUCAACACUCAUGGCGACAAAAAAAGGUCGUAUUUUGUCUGUGUUGAAGUACAAGUAAAUGUGCACUACAGUACAUUCCGUCACGAAUGCGUUUUCAUACUCUCCAAGCAGAGCUUCGGCUGUUACUUUACGUGUUUUUAAGGCGUUUUUAUCGGGUUUUCUAUUUCGUACUGUUUUCUUUAUAACAGAUUAUGCGUUCGCGAAUUAUAACAAUUUUACAAAACAGAUGGGGUCAAACCUUUGCUUGAAGAGCAGCGUUUUCCGUUGAGCUGUUGUGAAUACUCUUGUCAAAAUAACUUUGCCUUCUUGGUCUAACGUUAUAACUACAGAUGUUACAAGGGCUCGAUACAGAUCUAUUUCAAAUUUCCUAGGAUAUAACUGUUAUUACUGAAAUAUCCGCAAAUUUACCCAGAUAUUUAGCAAGUUAUUGUCGUAUUGUAUUUCACAAUAGUAGCUCAGUGGCUCACAAUAUGCUACUUUUAUGUUGCGGUUGGUGGCAGCUGGAGUUAGAGUUGUUGAGGAUGCCAUACACUCCAGCUAUGCUUUGCAAUGUUGUUGGCUUAUUACUUUAUUUACGAGUUUUCAUUGUUGUUUAUUAACGGAUAUAGAUAUAUAUGAUCAUAUUGUUAUAUUUUCAUGGGAGGUCAUACCUUAUUUUACGUUUUUUUUUACAGAUUGUUGCUAUUUUUAACAAGUUUGGUUUCGGUGUCAACUUGUUUAUUGUGUGUAUGAAGAGACCAUGGUAUUCUUAACGGAAAUAUGAAAGGAAAAGUUUAUACAUAUCAUAAAAAAGCAGUUUGUUCAGCUGGAUUUGAUUUUGGAAACGAUCAGACGUUUCAGAUAGCAUCCACUAUCUCGUCAGUGACACGUUAUACAUGUUACAACUUACAUACUUCUUUGGGAUAAGGGCUGUCUGCUGCUUUCUUCCUUGAAGACUUGUCUAUGCAAUAAAUCUGUUUCGCCACAUCA